Tripterygium wilfordii is the source of this 3865-nucleotide messenger RNA. Its product is annotated as exocyst complex component SEC8. The record is from RefSeq and is a predicted model, not a curated record. The coding region runs from base 230 to 3460 and encodes 1076 amino acids. Lineage: Eukaryota; Viridiplantae; Streptophyta; Magnoliopsida; Celastrales; Celastraceae. Gene Ontology annotation, cellular component: exocyst. Gene Ontology annotation, biological process: exocytosis; Golgi to plasma membrane transport. The transcript has 27 exons.
CGAAAAAUUCAGAGUAGAAAAAGAAAAAUCAAAGUAAUUCGGAGAAGAAAGUGACGUUGUUUUUUGUUUUCCCACCUCUGCAAUUUUUCGCUAUUCGUGAUCUAUCAAAGCUUCGAUUCGCAUGUACAUUUGAGCACUGGUUCGAGCUUAGCUCUGUUCUAGUUUGGAUGAUUUAGAGUUGUAUUCUACUUGGGUUCUCCAACGCCCCUAUUGAGGAGGACUGCACAAGAUGGGUUUUUUUGAUGGAUUGCCUGUGCCUCCUGAUAAAGCUUAUUUAAGAGAGGAUCUUUCAAGAAUAGAUGAAAGUUGGGCUGCUGCACGAUUUGAUUCCCUACCUCAUGUUGUUCAUAUUUUGACAUCAAAAGAUCGUGAAGGUGAAGCCCAAGUUUUGAAGGAGCAAAGUGAUGUGAUUGAAGAGGUUGUGGAUGAAGUGGUACAUGCUUAUCAUAGUGGCUUCAAUAAAGCAAUCCAAAAUUAUUCCCAGAUCUUGCGGUUAUUCAGUGAAUCAGCUGAAAGUAUUGCUGUACUAAAGGUUGAUUUAACUGAGGCGAAGAAGCGUCUUGGUACCCGCAAUAAACAAUUGCAUCAGCUGUGGUAUCGAUCUGUUACGUUGAGGCACAUAAUCUCACUCUUAGAUCAAAUUGAGGGCAUAGCUAAGGUACCGGCUCGUAUUGAGAAACUCAUCGACGAAAAACAGUUUUAUGCGGCAGUUCAAUUGCAUGUUCAGUCGUCAUUGAUGCUAGAGCGAGAAGGCCUUCAAACGGUAGGUGCCCUUCAAGAUGUUCGAUCUGAGCUGACAAAGUUGCGAGGGGUUCUUUUUUAUAAGGUUUUGGACGAUUUGCAUGCGCAUCUUUACAACAAGGGUGAAUACAGCUCAUUUGCCUCAAGCAUACAUGACAGAGAUGAUGAGAUUCCAACUACUACAGCUGCUGCUUUUACUAUGAAUAACUCACAGUCUCUAUCUCGAAGAACAAGGUCGGUGAAAGGUGACAAUCAAUUUGGUGGUCAUGGACUUGUGGAUGGAUCAUAUAAGCCAGGUUCUGUUGAUGGAGGUUCUUCAUUUGAUGGCCAUGAUGAUGAUGGCUCUCUGGAAAUACAUGAUGAAGCAACCUUAGAUGGCCAUGCAGCAUCAAUAAGGGUAAAUAGUGGUGAUGGGAACAUGAAGGAUGUUAAGAUUGUUCCUCGUCAAAUACCAACAUGGCUGGUGAAUUCCACUCCAGAUGAAUUUCUUGAAACAAUCAAAAAGAGUGAUGCUCCUCUUCAUGUGAAGUAUUUGCAGACAAUGGUUGAAUGCCUCUGCAUGCUUGGCAAAGUUGCUGCUGGUGGUGCCAUAAUAUGCCAAAGAUUGCGGCCCACCAUUCAUGAUACUAUCACAUCCAAGAUAAAAGUUCAUGCAGAAGCUGUCAACUCUUCAAGGUCUGGCAUAGAUCAGGUUGCCCGUAGUUCCGCUACAGGUCUCCACUUUGUUAAGGGACAGUUAGAAAGUUUCCAGUUGCCUAAACAGAAGCAUCAGAAUGGGAUAGCACUGGCGGGGACUCUGGUUGCAGUUAGCCCUGUCUCAUCCAUGAUGGCUCCCACAGGAAAAGCGCAGGCUGCUGCCAAAGAGCUUCUUGAUUCAAUUUUGGAUGCUGUUGUUCGCAUAUUUGAGAACCAUGUUGUUGUUGGAGAGCUUUUGGAAUCAAAAUCUUCUCAACAAGUUGACAUGAACACUCCAAAAUUAAUGACGACGGAUAUAAACUGGAACCCUGAUACUGAAGCAUCUCAAAUCACUGGAGGCUAUAGUAUUGGUUUUUCCUUGACAGUUUUACAGAGUGAAUGCCAACAACUGAUAUGUGAAGUUCUGCGAGCAACCCCUGAAGCAACAUCAACGGAUGCUGCUGUGCAGACUGCUAGACUAGCUAGUAAGGUCCCUUCCAAAGAGAAAAGGGAUGGGUCUGAAGAUGGUCUCACUUUCGCUUUUCGCUUUACAGAUGCUACUAUCUCUAUGCCAAACCAGGGUGCUGAUCUCAUUCGACAAGGAUGGAGUAGGAGGGGUCCAAAUGUGUUACAAGAGGGCUAUGGAUCUGCUGCUGUUUUGCCUGAGCAAGGCAUAUAUCUGGCAGCAUCUAUAUACCGUCCUGUUCUUCAGUUUACAGAGAAGCUCGCGUCAAUGCUGCCAAAAGAGUAUUCCCAGCUUGGGAAUGAUGGAUUGCUAGCUUUUGUUGAAAACUUCGUGAAAGACCACUUUUUACCAACUAUGUUUGUGGACUACCGGAAAGUAGUACAGCAAGCUAUAUCAAGCCCAGCUGCAUUUAGGCCAAGGGCACAUACUACAGCUACCUAUACUCCAUCAAUCGAGAAGGGUCGACCAGUCUUACAGGGUCUUUUGGCCAUUGAUUAUUUAGCAAAGGAGGUGCUUGGCUGGGCUCAAGCAAUGCCUAAAUUUGCUGGUGACCUUGUGAAAUAUGUACAAACUUUCCUUGAGCGAACAUAUGAAAGAUGCCGAACUUCAUACAUGGAGGCAGUUCUUGAGAAGCAGAGUUAUAUGCUCAUUGGGAGGCAUGAUAUUGACAAAUUGAUGCGGCUUGAUCCAGCAAGUGCAUGUUUACCAAGUUCACUUGCUCAGUCACAUGUGGGAAACACUGGCUCUGAUGCUGAGGCUGUUGAGGUUGAGUCAGAACUGAGUGAACUAUUUUUGAACUUGCGGCCUAUCAAGCAGGAAAAUCUAAUUCGUGAGGAUAACAAACUUAUUUUGCUGGCGAGCCUUAGCGAUUCAUUGGAGUACGUAGCAGACUCAAUUGAAAGGCUGGUGCAAACAACUCUGGGAACAUCAGACCUAGUGGAAGAGAGUGGUAAGCCUCAUCGUUCUCAAGGAAGCAGCUCAGCUACAAAGGAUCUGGCAUCAUUUGCAGAUGAUUACAGAAAACUUGCGAUUGAUUGCCUUAAGGUGUUACGUGUGGAGAUGCAACUGGAGACAAUUUUCCAUAUGCAGGAAAUGACCAGUAGGGAAUAUUUGGAGGACCAAGAUGCUGAAGAACCAGAUGACUUCAUCAUUACCCUCACUGCACAGAUUACACGUAGAGAUGAGGAAAUUGCACCAUUCGUAGUGGGAGUGAAGAGGAAUUACAUUUUUGGUGGAAUUUGUAGUAUUGCAGCAAAUGCUUCCAUCAAGGCUUUGGCUGACAUGAAAUCCAUCAACCUUUUCGGAGUUCAGCAAAUAUGUCGGAAUUCAAUUGCGCUGGAACAGGCCCUGGCGGCUAUCCCAUCAAUUGACAGUGAAGCAGUGCAGCAGAGACUGGAUCAUGUCCGUACCUAUUAUGAACUGUUGAACAUGCCAUAUGAGGCCUUGCUUGCGUUCAUCACAGAGCAUGAGGAGUUGUUUGCAACAACAGAGUACGCUAAUCUUCUAAAGGUCCAGGUACCAGGAAGGGAGAUUCCUCCUGAUGCACAGGAUCGAAUUGCAGAGAUGUUAUCUAGGUAGUUUUGUCGAUUGAUAGACGAAGAUUGAUUCAUUUAUGUGUCAUGCUGGCCGGAAGUGCAACAAAUCCAUUGUGCGAGGAUUUUAACAUAAAAUAAUGAACGCUGUAGCAGAUGCGGACUCAAACUCCUCUGAUGUCAGCUGUUCAUCUCUCUCACCCUGAUGGGGUAAAUUUUGAGUCGAAUUGUAGGUGUCAUUGAUCUGUUAUUUAUGAUUUGUGUUGUAAAAAAAAAUCAGUCGUGUUGUUUCAUGUUGCAAUGGUGUAGUACAGGUGAUGUAAUGUAAUGUAAUGUAAUGUAAACGCUCACUGAUUGUUUUAAGUUCUUCUGAUUCAAGCACCAGUUUCUCCAACUCUAUCCAUGAAACUGUUACUUUCUUAUAUCUAUUGUCCGACACAAUGGAAACUUA